AUGUCGGCGGCGGGGAGCGUGUGGAAGGCGCACGCGGCCAUGGCGGCCGUGCAGCUGUUCUACGGCGGCUACCACGUCAUCACCAAGGUGGCGCUCAACGUCGGCGCCAACCGGCUCGUCUUCUGCCUCUACCGCGACCUCAUCGCCAUCACGAUUCUCGCGCCCGUCGCCUAUUUCCGGGAGAAGAGACUGAGACUGCCAUUAAAUAAGCACCUUUUAACGACAUUCAUGUUCCUUGGUUUAACUGGGAUUUUCGGAAACCAGCUUUUGUUUCUUUUUGGCCUUGGGUAUACAGAUCCAGCUUAUGCUGCAGCCAUACAGCCUGCUAUCCCAGUCUUUACAUUUGUGUUAGCUGUUAUCAUGGGUACAGAAACAGUGAACUUAUGGAAAAUUGAAGGCCAAACAAAGUUAGGAGGCACUUUUGUUUGUGUGUCUGGUGCCAUUCUAAUGGCUAUGUUCCGUGGUCCAGCUGUGUUUGGACACGACGAAGCAGAUUUUGCCUCAAAUGGGGAGAUAGGAGCCAAGGGUCAGCCAGAGCCUCCGGCUUGGUUGAUGUCUACUUCAAUGGGGUUAGGGAUUGACAGUUGGAACCUUGGGGUUUUAUGCUUAAUUGGGAACUGCAUGUGCAUGGCGGCUUAUCUGGCGUUUCAAGCUCCAGUUUUGACCAAGUAUCCUGCAAAUAUAUCAGUGACGGCCUAUUCAUAUUUCUUCGGUGUACUUUUUAUGAUAGCGACUGCAUUCUUUUUGACUGAUGAGUCAGCAGAAUGGAAGCUCACAAAAUCAGAGGCUGUAGCAGUUUGCUAUGCUGGAAUAAUAGCAUCGGCCCUGAAUUAUGUGAUUAUGACAUGGUCAAACACGAUCCUUGGUCCUGCCUUGGUUGCUAUGUAUAAUCCACUUCAACCUGCUGCAUCAGCUUUUCUCUCCAAAAUUUUCCUGGGAACCACGAUAUAUUUGGGAAGCAUUCUUGGAGGAAUACUGAUCAUAGCCGGGCUUUAUAUGGUCACUUGGGCAUCCUACUCAGAAAGACAAUCGAGCCUUUUAAUUCCUCCUGCUGCUCAUUCAUCUGAACCACUCAUCAAUAGGCAUUCAUCUUGGGACAAGAUUUCGUAUAUGGCUGGGCAGCUUUUAGCGGGCCCUUCAAACUCGCGAUCAAAGACUGUCGAUUGA
This is a messenger RNA of Striga hermonthica, 1167 nucleotides long. NCBI's taxonomy places the organism in Eukaryota, Viridiplantae, Streptophyta, Magnoliopsida, Lamiales, Orobanchaceae. The record is from the annotation of a GenBank genome assembly.